UGUCUGUUACGUGGCCUGCGUUGUCUUUCGUCACUUUAAGCUUUAGCAGUAUUGUGAGUUUCUUUUUAAUUUUAUAAAUAAAAGGGGCAAUUAGAAACAAACAUUUCUUUUCUGAUUGGGUAAUCAUACAAUGGUUGAUCCGCUGAGUAUUCUUCGUGAAUACAAUGUAAAUAAAAAGCCUAUCACGGAGAGAAAUAAUCAGAUUAUUUUUGGUGAAUAUUCAUGGCCUAAAACUGUGGAGACAAAUUAUUUGGAAUUAUGGCGAAAAAAGGCAGCAAUUAAAAAAUACUAUACUUUAGAAAGUCUCUUAUUUUUCUUGAAAAAUGCCCACUUAUUUCAUCCAGAGUAUGUGAGAAAAGCUGAGGCAGAAAACAUACCUGCUGUGAGACGACCUGAUCGAAAGGAUUAUUAGCAUAUUUAAAUGGGGAAAUUAGCACAUCAGAUGGCAUUGAUAAAGGAGCUUCGAUUGCGAUGCCUACAACAGUUAGCGUGUGUAUGAAGAACAGAAUCAACAGAAAGUUGUUAAAAAACUUAGAUACGAGGAAGAGAAUGGAAUAAACAGAAAACAGAAUAUAGAACAUCAUA
This is a messenger RNA of Stegodyphus dumicola, 585 nucleotides long. RefSeq lists its product as uncharacterized. Lineage: Eukaryota; Metazoa; Arthropoda; Arachnida; Araneae; Eresidae. Gene Ontology annotation, biological process: positive regulation of transcription elongation by RNA polymerase II; transcription elongation by RNA polymerase II. Gene Ontology annotation, cellular component: Cdc73/Paf1 complex. The record is from RefSeq and is a predicted model, not a curated record. Gene Ontology annotation, molecular function: RNA polymerase II complex binding.